Molecule: messenger RNA, 1621 nt
Organism: Olea europaea var. sylvestris
Lineage: Eukaryota; Viridiplantae; Streptophyta; Magnoliopsida; Lamiales; Oleaceae
Product: RNA-binding protein 24-like
Exons: 6
Coding region: 419-1129 (236 amino acids)
Molecular function (GO): RNA binding
Source: RefSeq, a predicted model, not a curated record
CACACUUUAGUUGACUGUUGACAUUUUUUUUAUGAUCAUGUCCUAUUCAAAUAUGUAUUGCACUUUGUUCAUCAUUUUUCCAGUUGGAAAAUCCAUGCUGAUUAAAAGAAAUUUCUUUGUGCUAUUGCUGUCGUGGGUGUUCAGCUUUUUGUCGUCUCUACUGCCUUUUCUUGUAUCAAUAAAAUGUCAGUUUCAGUUUGGGUAUAUCUAUCUUUUUCCCUUCUUUAAACCUUUCCACCUCAAACAGUAAUGAUGAUUUUCUCGUUAAGGGUAUCCUUAUUCAGGAGAAUCUGAGGCAUUUUUCCUUAACAGAACAGAACCACCCAUUAUAUCACCAGAUUAGUAUAGCAUCACAUUGACUUGAUUUUGUUCUUUCUCAUAUUCAAAUCUCUUAUCAGUUUCUGGGUUCCGCAUCGACAUGUCUCAAACAAGGCCACUUCGAAACAACGUACAGUUCAGUGACUCCACCUAUACGAAAAUCUUUGUUGGUGGGUUGGCUUGGAAAACUCAGAGAGACACAAUGAAACUUUACUUUGAGCAGUUUGGAGAAAUUCUUGAAGCUGUUGUUAUUACUGAUAAAAAUACUGGAAGAUCUAAAGGCUACGGUUUUGUUACGUUUAAGGAUCCAGAUUCAGCCAUGAGGGCUUGUCACAACCCUUCUCCUGUAAUUGAUGGAAGGACAGCAAAUUGCAAUCUUGCAUCACUUGGUGCCAACAAGAAUCGUCCCCCCGUUCCUCACCAUGGGAUGGGUAGACUUAGAGCAACAUCUGGAUUCAUGACACAACCCUUUUUUCAAGGCUCUUCGUCGACGUAUUUCCAUCAUUCGACUCCUCAUCCUUACUCGGCCUAUGGGUACACCGGAUACUACUCUCAAGAUGCUAUGUACAAUAACAUGAACUAUUACGGUUUAUAUAGGGGACAGCAUUGGAUGUACCCUAAUUUUUAUCCGACGUACAAUCAAUAUUCCCAAAGCGGCCAAGCGCCAGGUUUUGGAGUUCAGUAUCCUCAAAUGUUACAGUAUUCAUAUUUAUCCUCUCCUGUGAUAGUUCCUUCUUCAGGGGCUAUGGCAACAACCAGCACAGAUUCGACCAUAACUGCCAACAUGGUGCAAGAUGCUAUCUCCGAAUAGAAUUCGUCUCAGACAACAUACAUAAAUUCUUCCUGAAGACUAACAAGAUAUCGAAACAUUUUAGAGUCUCGACACUUGAUUCGUUUUCGAUUUAAUCUCGACUAGUUGCUAUUUAUUCUUGUAGUCGAAUGAUCUUUGUCUUCACCUACAGUGCCAAGGACAGGAUCAGACGAUUGUUUCUCUGAAGGCAGAGAGCACCUGAUCACAUGCAUUUUUUCAUAAUAGGCUAGGCUGGUUCAAAGUUAAUUUUGUACCUUUGAACCUCAAAUUAAAUGGUUGGCUUGGCCAGUAACAUUUAAUUUGUCUUCUACUUUGGAUGUUCAUAAUUUUAUGCUUUUGUUAGAUACAUUUGAUAGAAAAGAAAAUAGCAAUGCUCCUUGUAUAUUCCUUUUUGACUUGUUAUCUUUUCAUACAAUCUUUUAUCCCCUUUUGGAGGGUUCUAGACUAAUGUGUUUGGUAUCCAAUGAAUGAUGGAAUUAUUAUGUGUCUUCA